AUGGCGCAGGGGAUUGGGCCCGAUUUCUGUUCCGUUCCUUUGAACUGCCAAGAGGAAUUUGGCAUUUGCGAUUCUGAUAUGACACCGGCAGGGUACAAUAUGUCAGGAGACCCAAGAGGAGAGAGAGGCCACAUCGCAUACGGACAAUUCAUCGCCAAUUGCUACGUUCCUAGAACUAUCGCCCUUACAUACGACGAUGGCCCAUCACAGAACACGGAGGAACUGCUGGAUAUCCUCAACGAAGCUGGUGCAAAGGCAACCUUUUUCAUCACAGGGAAUAGCAACGGCAAAGGACCCAUCGACACGACGCAGAAUUGGACUGACGUGGUCAGGCGUAUGGUCAUGGAUGGGCACCAAGUCGCUUCUCAUACUUGGUCUCACGAGGACAUGAACGAGAUGGGAUCUCAAGCUCGCCUCCUCGACAUGGCUAAAAACGAGAGGGCACUCGUCAAUAUCCUAGGCAAGUACCCCGCGUACAUGCGUCCACCUUACCUUCAUUGUAACAACGAGACCGGUUGCUUGAACGACAUGAGAGAUCUGGGAUACCAUGUCAUUUCAUACGCAUUCGACAGUGGGGACUGGAUGACUCCCAACAAUCUCACAGCUAUGACCGACAGGAUCGAUCAGGUAUUCCAGAGACCGGAUGAGCAACUGAACAGGAUGUUGCUGAUCCAGCACGAUACGAUCCGCACAUCAGCCAUUGAGCUCACAAAGUAUGUCCUCGACGUGAUCUCCCGGCGAGGAUGGAAAGCUGUCACGGUCGGAGAGUGUCUUAAUGAUGAACCUGAUCGCUGGUAUCGAGAUCCGGCUUGGAUCAGCGUUGACUCAAUAUCAAGUGGAGGCUGUGUUGUUUCGGACAGGGACUUCUGUGUAGAAAUGCGGAGGUUUACCAACAAGGACGAAUGCUUCAGCAGCAAUGCCCAAUGUGAGACAGAUGCUUUGAAAUGCAGAAACUCAACACAGACGGACAAGACGAUGUGCGAGAGGUUGGAGAUGAUCUGCAGCAUGCAAUUCCUCUUCUGCUCAGCCUGCGGACAAUCCGAGCUACCUUGUGAAACCAAGUACCUCUAUGUCAACAGCCAAGCAUGA
Molecule: messenger RNA, 1089 nt
Organism: Fonsecaea multimorphosa CBS 102226
Lineage: Eukaryota; Fungi; Ascomycota; Eurotiomycetes; Chaetothyriales; Herpotrichiellaceae
Exons: 2
Coding region: 1-1089 (362 amino acids)
Biological process (GO): carbohydrate metabolic process
Molecular function (GO): hydrolase activity, acting on carbon-nitrogen (but not peptide) bonds
Source: RefSeq, a predicted model, not a curated record